UGGGACUUUUAUUUUGACAUCGCGGUUGUGGUCAGAGAGCGUCUGGUGUUUGUGUUUUUCUGCUCAUGUUCAGACCUUCAGACUGCAGAGAUGCGCUUCAUCUGCGUCUGCUUAUGUUUUCUAAACCCAUCAACGAUCAUAUUAUUGUGAUUUAUCUAUCAAUAUCUGUUUUUGCUCAUCGAUGGUCAUAAUAUGACGAGCUCUUUCUCCAGACCUUCAGCUCAAGGGGCCACAGAGAAGGACCGGCUGCUGAGCCCCGUGAUGGGAUACGGCUCCGGCGACCUGAAUGGUGGGUGUCACGGCAGCCCUUCCUCCCUGGACGUGUGCUCGUCGGGCUCGGGGAAGCGGACGGAGGAAGAGGAGGAGGCCCUGAGGAGGAAGCUGAAGUACUUCUUCAUGAGCCCCUGUGAUAAAUACCACGCUAAAGGCCGCAAACCCUUCAAACUGGUGCUUCAGCUGCUGAAGAUCAUCAUAGUCACUGUACAGCUGGUGCUGUUUGGUCUCAGUAAUCAGAUGGUGGUGGCGUUUAAGGAGGAGAACACCGACUCCUUCAAGCAUCUGUUCCUGCGAGAUUAUCAGGAUGGUUCUGAGGAGCCGCUGUGUAUCCACACACAGAAAAGCGUCCACGAUCACAUCAACUACGCCAUAGAGCAGUAUCUGGCUCUGCCGCAGAAGUCAGUGGGCAGGUACGCGUACGUUCCAGGUGCGGGUCUGAACGACAGCGCCCUCUAUCUGUGCCAGCACUACUACAAGAAGGGCACCAUCGACCCCGUUAACGACACGUUUGACAUCGACCCUCAUGUUGUCACUGACUGCAUCGGAGUGGAUCCGCCGCCAGACCCUUCAGCUCCACCACAAAACCACUACAAGAACAUCACCCUCAAUUUCCAAAAGUUGAUUCAUGUGACCAUCCAGUUUCAGCUGAAGGCCAUAAACAUCCAGACGAUUAUUAAUAACGAGAUUCCCGACUGCUACACCUUCUCCAUUACUAUCCUGUUUGAUAACAAGGCUCACAGUGGUAAAGUGAAGCUCAGUUUGCACAACGAGGCGUCCAUUAAAGAGUGCAGAGACCCCAAUGUGUCGGGACACGCGGACAGUUACGCGCGUGUGGCGUUCGACGUGCUGGUGGCGGUGAUCUGCGGUCUGUCUCUGGUGUUGUGCGGACGCUCCAUCCUCAGAGGGAUCAUCCUGCAGAACGAGUUUGUGCGUUAUUUCCGUCAGUCUCUGGGCCGUUCGGUGUGUUGGGGUGACCGUCUGGAGUUCAUCAACGGCUGGUACCUGCUGCUCAUCAUCAGUGACGUUCUCACCAUCAUCGCCUCCUUCAUCAAGAUCGCCAUCGAGACGAAGAACCUGUCGUCGUAUGACGUCUGCAGUAUUUUGAUGGGAACUUCCACCCUGAUGGUGUGGGUCGGAGUGCUACGAUACUUCAGCUUCUUUCAGAAAUACAAUAUUCUUAUCGUGACUCUAAGAGCUGCUUUUCCAAACGUGAUCCGAUUCUGCUGCUGCGCUGCUGCCAUUUACAUGGGCUACUGCUUCUGUGGCUGGAUCGUUCUGGGACCCUACCAUGCUAAAUUCCGCUCUCUCGCUACGGUGUCAGAGUGCCUGUUUUCUCUCAUCAACGGAGACGACAUGUUCGCCACGUUCUCGGACAUGGAGCAGAGCGGGGCGCUGGUGUGGGUCUUCAGUCAGGUCUAUCUCUACACCUUCAUCUCACUCUUCAUCUACAUGGUGCUGUCGCUCUUCAUCGCGCUCAUCACCGGAGCCUACGACACCAUCAUGCAACAAACUCAGGACGUGCCACAAGUCUCUGAACUGCACCGGUUCAUCGCUGAAUGUCCCGACACUCCGACCUCCGGAAACUUCCGCAGCCCGGAGCCGUCGACAUGUUCAGUCUUCUGCUGCUUCAGCUAGAGAGACUGACUGUGUGUGUGUGUGUGUGUGUGUGUGUGUGGAGGGGUUUCUGGGUAACUCUUCAUUUAUCUCACACACAGGACGGACAUACACUCGUGUGUUUUUGUUUGUUUACAGAUAAACUUGUUUUAACUACGCUUUUACGGCAUUUAAAUCUGUUAUAAUUAAUGAGCAGACUGUGUUUGCAUAUUCAUGAGCAUCUUGGCUUUGUGAUGAACUUAUGUUGCACUAGAACCGCUAAAGUAAAUGGUGUCCUCUAGUGGUGAGGAGGAUUUACAGCACACGCACUAAUGCCAACACAAACGGAAACAGAACAGCAGUUUCAAGUGCUUUGGUGACUCUCACGACAUGUCCAGGGCAGAUUUUAGCCUAAAAUCAAAGGGGAAAAAUAAGAAAUCAAUUGAAAUAUACAUAUAUUUAAGAUGCAGAUUCAAAUAUUUAUAGGCUUUGUUUUCUUAAAUGCAAAGCAAUAUUUAUUUUAAAUAUGCAUACAUUUAUGACACUAUACCAGGGCAUUCUUUUUUUAAGAUGGUGACAUUCAUUUUUAACAAAGAGAAUAUUUGUGUUUUUAAUAAACCACCAUUUUGCACAUUUUUUUUAGCUUGUAAUUUAUUUGAACAGGGUUAAUCUCAUUUAAAAUGGUUGAUUAUUUGUAUAAUGAAAAUAAUGCAACAAAACUAGGGUUUGUUUUAGGCUGAAAUAUGACCUGCACAUUUUUGUGAGAUUCACCUGGUCAUUUUUAUUGCGUUCAUAUGGCCAGCUAGGACCACAUCUGAUUUUAUGAUAUUUUUUAAAAUGUGUUUUGUGCAUAUAGAUAUUCUAAUGCUUAUGUUUCAUAUGCACAGUAGGAUAUUUGUGCUUUGUCGUCAUCGUAUGGAUGAUAUUGCCACAUUCAGACGCCAUUUCUGUGCUUUGUUUCAGAUUUCUCUAGCAUUUGUGUGUGUGUGCGUGUGUGUGUAUGUGGUUUACAGGAAGCAUAGCUUGCAGGUUUAUUCUGUCAUGAAUAUUAAUGUGAACGGUGUAUUGUACCUGUCUCCAGUGCAUUUGCUCCUUUCAAGGCGUCACACACUCUGAUGUUUGGAGAAGCCUUGGGCGUCUAGAGAGGUUUUUCCCUUCAUAUUGACACACGGGUCAGUCCAUCAGGGAGUUACUCGAGCAUUGAAGCUUUGAGUGUUUUCUAUGUGUUCACAAGCAUGUUUUUGGUCAGUAGCAGGAUAAUAUUGUCUGAAAUGGCUGAUAUUUCUUUUAAUUCUUAAUUAGAUUCAAUAAUAGUAAUGUAGAAACAAUAAUCAGUGGUUUAGAAUGAGGGACCAGAUAAAUACAGGACUGAAAGGGAUCAUUUCCAAGUGAUUAUUCUGAUUAUUGUAAGUUAUUUAUGAGCUCCCCGUAUAGCAUAUUUAUGAUAACAUUCAUGCACUUUUCUACACUAAUAAUCAUCUUCAGCUUUUGGCAGUUUAAUAUCAGAUCCAUUCAGAUCUAUUGAAUUCAUAUUUAAUUUGAUUAAUAGUUUUUGUGGUGAGGAAGAUGAUGGUUUUGCCUUGAUGUAAUUGUUUCUUAUUCAGAAUGAAUUGUUGGUGUAGUUUCAUGAUUAUUGUGACGUUUACUGAUGUUUUAGGGGUGUUUUAAUGAGAUUUAAAGUAUUUGAAAUGCUGUAUUUUUAUUUUUUUUAAUUUAUUGUAUGUAACUGUAAGCUGAGAUGCUUUUGGUCCCUGCAUUUGUGUAACAUCUUUUAUUUAAAGCGUCAGAUAGUGACACUCAUUUUUAACAGAAGAAAUGUGUGGGUGGUUUUUACAAUGCAGUUUUGCACCUUUUUUUUUUCAUAAUUUAUUUGAAGGGAUUGAAAGUGUAUCUGUUGUUUUUUGUAUAAUUAAUUUAAAAUGGUUGAUUCAUAUGCACAAAUUUGAUGUCUCUCUCCAUUCUCAGACACAUUAUAACACUCACCCAAAUGUCCGCUCUUGAAGUCAAAAAUAAAACACAUCUGUGAAUGUCAACAUCAAA
This is a messenger RNA of Megalobrama amblycephala (Wuchang bream), 3909 nucleotides long. It is a transcript of the gene mcoln1b, whose product is annotated as mucolipin TRP cation channel 1b. The coding region runs from base 193 to 1911 and encodes 572 amino acids. NCBI's taxonomy places the organism in Eukaryota, Metazoa, Chordata, Actinopteri, Cypriniformes, Xenocyprididae. The record is from RefSeq and is a predicted model, not a curated record. The transcript has 13 exons. Gene Ontology annotation, cellular component: lysosomal membrane; plasma membrane. Gene Ontology annotation, molecular function: NAADP-sensitive calcium-release channel activity.